Messenger RNA from Hippocampus comes (tiger tail seahorse), 1415 nucleotides. RefSeq names its product zinc finger protein-like 1 (gene zfpl1). Gene Ontology annotation, cellular component: Golgi apparatus. The record is from RefSeq and is a predicted model, not a curated record. The transcript has 8 exons. NCBI's taxonomy places the organism in Eukaryota, Metazoa, Chordata, Actinopteri, Syngnathiformes, Syngnathidae. Bases 159 to 1136 code for a protein of 325 amino acids.
AGAGACGUGGCACAAAAACAGAAGCAGGAAGUUUAUUCAUGACAGCUCCCUCGCAUCAUUCCUUCUUUCAAAUUUCCACAUAAAACAGAGUGAAUGUCAUCCUUCCAACGUUCCCUAAAGCCACCGGGACUUGAUUGAAGUCUGUGUUACAGGGGGCUAUGGGUCUGUGCAAGUGUCCAAAGAGAAAGGUGACCAAUUUAUUCUGCUUUGAGCAUCGUGUAAAUGUGUGCGAGCAUUGCCUUGUCUCCAACCACAACAAGUGCAUUGUACAGUCAUAUCUGCAAUGGCUUCAGGACAGUGAUUAUAAUCCAAACUGUCCUCUGUGCAAUAAUCCGCUGAUUGCUGAAGACACCGUCAGACUCAUCUGCUAUGAUGUUUUUCACUGGACCUGUCUUAACAACUUGGCAUCCCGCCUGCCCCUCCAUACGGCGCCAGCGGGUUACCAGUGUCCCAGCUGUCAGGGUCCAGUGUUUCCCCCUUCCAACCUGGCCAGCCCGAUUGCUGAUGUGCUUAAAGAGCAGCUGUCUUCUGUUAACUGGGCGAGAGCAGGUUUAGGGUUGCCACUGGUUGACGAGCCAGUCGAUAUCCUUCAGGAAGUUACAGCAAAUGAUGUUACAGACUACACUGACUGGUCCUCAUUUGAUGCACAAGAACAAAGUCACAUUUACCACAGUCACUCCCACAAUGCCAGCCUCAGCCAAGCGCCUGUUUCAUCCCCAGCAGAGGACAACUUUGGGCUUCCGCAUAAGAAUGGGGAUCCGCAUAGCCAAGAUCACUCGGUAGUCAACUUUCCAGAAGCCACUACAUGCGACACAAUUACUAUUCACGCAGGGUCAUCGCCAAGAAAGAUCUAUGACACGAGGGACAACAGCUCUGUCACACAGAUUGACUUUGAUGAUGACAAGUACAGACGACGACCAACAUUGGGCUGGUUUGCGCGAAUUCUCAAGAACUGUACAGGCACGAAACGGGCAUCUCUGACCUGGAAACAGCGGGUCUUCAUGUUCCUUUUGGUUGGUGUGCUGGGAUUCUUUACUUUGAUUAUCAUAAUGGCUAAACUUGGACGUGCCUCAGCUGGUUCAGACCCAAAUUUAGAUCCUCUUCUAAACCCACACAUCCGUGUGGGCAAAAACUGAAAUCAGGCAUUGAUUACCAAUUUUUACCCAACCUUGUGUAGAAAACCCAGAUAGGCACUGUAGUACACGAUUUGGCCAGCAGAGAGAGACAUUUACCCACCAGGAACUGAGAAAUGGAGGCCAUCUCUCAUUCAUGAAAGUUCUUCCCAUUAAGGACCAACAAAGGUGUAUUCAGGUGAAUAGGUCUGAUGGAAGCAAUAUUUAUAUUUACCAGUAGACUGACUAAUAGCAAAUAUUACGGAAUCUUAAACUAUGAUGUAUAUAAUUCUGAAUGUAAAA